Lampris incognitus (smalleye Pacific opah) is the source of this 4397-nucleotide messenger RNA. RefSeq names its product integrin alpha-6-like. Gene Ontology annotation, cellular component: external side of plasma membrane; integrin complex. Gene Ontology annotation, molecular function: integrin binding. Bases 153 to 3092 code for a protein of 979 amino acids. Gene Ontology annotation, biological process: cell adhesion mediated by integrin; cell-cell adhesion; integrin-mediated signaling pathway. The transcript is spliced from 24 exons. NCBI's taxonomy places the organism in Eukaryota, Metazoa, Chordata, Actinopteri, Lampriformes, Lampridae. The record is from RefSeq and is a predicted model, not a curated record.
GAGCUCCCAGGGCCACAGCGUUGACUGGUCAGAAAGCCAAAGUAACAGGAGGUCUGUACAACUGUGACUUCAGCUCCUCCUCCACCAGCUGUGACAGAGUGGACUUUGACAAUGAUGAGGAUCUGCAAAAAGAGAGCAAAGAAAAUCAGUGGAUGGGGGUGACGGUCAGCAGUCAGGGGCCAGGAGGGAAGAUUGUGACGUGCGCUCACCGCUACCAGCUUCGGGCCAACAUCAACACAGCCAUCGAAUCCCGCGACAUCUUCGGCCGCUGCUACGUGCUGAGUCAGGACCUGACCAUCGACCCCCAGUCUGACGAAGAUGGGGGCAGCUGGCGCUUCUGUGAGGGGCGGGUACGCGGCCACGAGAGGUUCGGCUCGUGCCAACAGGGACUUUCUGCCACCUUCACCAAGGACUACCACUACCUGAUCUUCGGGGCUCCCGGGGCAUAUAACUGGAAAGGUGUAGUUCGUCUAGAACAGAAGAACAACACGCUGUUGGAGAUGGGUUUCUAUGACGACGGACCAUUUGAAGUUGGAGAUGAAAACAAAAAGGACCCAGACCUGGUCCCCGUCCCGGCCAACAGCUAUCUAGGCUUCUCUCUGGACUCCGGGAAAGCGGUAACCAAGAAGGGCCAGCUGACGGUGGUGGCGGGAGCGCCCAGGGCCAACCACAGCGGGGCGGUGGUGCUGCUCAAGAAAGGACCCGACAACACCAACAUCCUCCUGUCCGAGUACAUCUUGGAGGGCGAGGGGCUGGCCUCCUCCUUCGGCUACGAUCUGGCCUUGCUCGAUUUCAACGGCGACGGCUGGCAGGACAUUGUGGUUGGAGCCCCCCAGUACUUUGAGAAGGACCGAGAAAUUGGAGGAGCCGUUUACGUCUACAUCAACCGAGCCGGGGCCUGGGACAAGGUCAGACCCACCAGGAUAGACGGACCCAAGGACUCCAUGUUUGGCCUGGCUGUGGAAAACCUGGGAGACAUCAACCAGGACCGCUACCAUGAUGUGGCAGUGGGGGCUCCUUAUGAUGAUGAGGGGACGGGAAACGUCUACAUCUACUUUGGAUCCAAAGACGGACUCGCCUCCAAGAAAGCCUCGCAGGUGCUGUCAGGCCAGCCUUUAGGAAUGAAGCUGUUUGGCUACUCGCUGGCAGGAAACAUGGACCUGGAUAAAAACUCCUACCCAGACCUGGCUGUGGGGAGCCUCUCUGACUCUGUCUUUGUCUACAGAGCCCGGCCGGUCAUUAACAUCAAGAAGGAAAUUAAGAUCACACCGAAGGAGAUCGACCUCACUAAGAAGAACUGUGGCAAUAGCGUCUGUGUGGCUAUCGAGGCCUGCUUCUCCUACACCUCCAAGCUGAAGAACUACAAUCCCAGACUUGCGGUGGCGUACUCGGUCGAGGCGGACGCUGAGCACCGGAAGAAGGGUUUGCCCUCCAGGGUGACCUUCUCCAAACCGUCCAGCUCCGACAACGACUACCAGUCCACGGGGACGAUCGACCUCGGGGCCCAGGGGGCGAGAGAGUGCAUCAAACAGAAACUCACCUUACAGGACAACAUCCGAGACAAGCUGAAGGGAAUCCCCAUCGACGUGUCCGUGGACAUCCAGAGCGCCGGACGCCGGCGGCGACAGAGCUCGCUUCGCGACCCUGCGCCCAUCCUGGACGCCAGCGAGCCGAUGACGGUGCGCGAGGAGGUGAAUUUCCUGAAGGAGGGGUGUGGCAGCGACGGCGUCUGCCACAGUAAUUUGCAAGUUAAAUAUCGCUUCUGCCACAGGACCCCCAGCCAAGAUGUCUUCACCCCUCUACCCAUGAAGGCCGGGCUGCCGGUGGUCUUGCUCACCGACCAGAAGGACAUCUCCUUGGAGGUCACGGUGACCAAUGAGAACGGAGACGACGCGUACGAAGCCUCCGUGCUCGCCUCCUUCCCUCGCUCGCUCUCCUACUCCGCCUUCCGUUCGGCACCUCAGUCUGACAGGCCGGUGACCUGCACAGCCAACCAGAACGGCUCCCAGGCUGACUGCGAGUUAGGAAACCCCUUCAAACGAAACUCGACGGCGAUCUUCUACAUCAUUCUCAGCACGGCGGGCAUCUCUCUCGAUAUCACCGAGCUGGAGAUUGACCUGCAGCGAGAGACGACAAGUGAGCAACAGAAAAUGACACCUGUCAAAGCCAAGGCAAAGGUAGAGAUUGAGCUGCAGCUUUCUGUAUCAGGAAGCGCCCAGCCUUCCCAGGUUUACUUCACAGGUGAGGUCAAAGACCAGAGCGCCAUGAAGACCGAGAGUGACAUCGGCAGUGCCAUCCGAUAUCAGUUCAGGAUAAUCAACCUGGGAAAACCGCUAGAGAACGUCGGCACCGCCACCAUGGUCAUCCACUGGCCGAAGAUGACGCAGAAUAACAAGUGGCUGCUUUACCUGAUGAAGAUCACCUCCACUGGCGUACAGAAGGUCAACUGUUCCCCCGGCAGAGAGGUCAACCCCAUCCCUGUCAAAGAGGAGCCAACUAACACCAGAACGAGGAGAGCCGUUGAGGACACUGCCAACGAGGAGGAGGGAUCUAUUGCACUCCUAACUGACCAGAGGAAGUCCGCAGUUCUGUCAUGUGACCAGAGGGCAGCGUGUGUGGAGUUCCGCUGCCCCCUGCGGGGAAUGGACAGUAACGCAGUCAUCACCCUCCACUCCCGCCUCUGGAACAGCACCUUCCUGGAGGAGUUUUCUGACUUGAACUAUCUGGAUGUGAUAGUAAAGGCCUCCCUCCACGUGGAUGGCACCGCUUCGAACAUGGUGCUGAAAAACGCAGAGACGAAGGUGAAAGUGACCGUUUUCCCGGAGAGACGUGCAGCCCAGUAUGGAGGCCUGCCCUGGUGGAUCAUCCUUGUGGCCAUCUUGCUAGGACUGCUGCUGCUGGGUCUGCUGGUGUUCCUUCUGUGGAAGUGUGGCUUUUUCAGACGUACCAAGUAUGAAGACGGCGUUCCCAGUUACAACGCCAUACGGAUCACAAGGAAGGAGAGGGAUAUCACACCUGGGAACGACAACUGGGAAAACCUGGAAAAGAAACCCUGGAUCACUAGCUGGCACGACGAUGAGCAUUAUUCCUAACAGCCAAGAGACUCCUGAUGUCCACGAACACUCCUGACAAAUACUGGUCCGUUCUUCUUCUGACAGAUGCCUCCUGUGUGGACUGUAAAUAUUAAUACAAAAAACAAAAUAUCAACAAAAAAAAAGGUUUUUAGGACUUGAUACUUGAUCCGAUAUUCUUCUUUUGGGGUCACUUUGAUCUCGGACGAGGCCGAUAUGAAUCACUGGAAGGAAGAGUGGGAGACGGCCCUGCAGAACUACUGUCUGUCAGAGCUUUGUGGUGUGUUAUGUACAUUUAUGAUGUUCACAGUGUUGACGGGGGGGGGGGGAGGGGGGGUCUAAGUUUUGUAUAUUUUCUUAAUAUUUUGCAUAAGUAUAUUUAUUCAUGAGGAGUAUCUGUUCCAGGCCAAAGAGUAAUGCAACAUUUCAGUGCAUUCAUAGCAGGGAUGCACCGAUAUUGGCGUCGGACAUCAGGCUAAAACGGAGAAUCUGUAUCAAGAGAUUUUACCCAAGACUAAAAUGCGACACCGAAAGCCAUGAGUAACAUGUCAUAAAUGAUGGCAAAAAAAGAAAAGAAUUGAUAUACUGCAUUUUGGACACAUGGAAGCCUGUAUUUCUAUGACACAAUUUUGAUUCUACGUUAUUUUGUCCAUUGAGCCCAAACUAACAAAUCAUCGUCGGCUGAGUACUCGGUAUCGACCAACACUUGAAAGAUUCAUGCUCGGAAAGCCUGGUAUUGGUGCAUCCCCACUUCCCGGGCUGUAUUUGAGAUGUUUUCCCCUGUGUAAAAGGUGCAGUGUGUAAUGUUUUGGUUUCCCUGGCGUAGAAUGUGUUGUGAAUAUCAGUGGGAGUUCAAUGUUAACGAGUAAAACAGAUUGACGCGCGCCUCCUCCACUUAGUUGUCCGCAUUUUGCCGCAAAUGUGCCGUUUGUCCGCUCCCGUUCUAUUUGUUUGCUUUAAAGCAGUGGUUCUCAACCUUUUUGGGGUCCUGGACCCCCUGCGUAUUUUUGAUCUACCCUGAGGACCCCUCCACCUGAUCUUGGGGGAGGGGGGGUUGCAAUUUGAUAGAAACAGUAGAAACUGCAUUUUAAAUUGCUUUAUAGCAUUUAUUCACUCUUUGGGGCGAAAAUACGAGCUUUCAGUUGUAACUUAGAUAUAUGUAACAAAACAGAAUUCUUAUGCAGCAACUUUCAGAUAUAUGUAACAACACAGAAUAUGUAUUCAGUAACUUUCAGAUAUAUGUAAUUUUUAUGCAGUAACUUUUAACAAUGCAAACGGGAGCGAGAUCUCUUAUUAAAAUACAAUAAAUUACACCUGUGAAAAAGA